CCAAGAACCAAGAAGAAGAGAAAACUCACCUGCCAGAGCCAUGAGAUCAGCUGCUUUCAUCCUGCUGGCCUGUCUGCUGUCUGUGGAGGUCAAAGGCAUGGCCAUUUCUCCCAGGGGUCGGUGUCAGUGCAUGGAUGCUGGUGUCAACUUUAUUCGACCAAAAGAGAUUGAGAAGAUUGAGGUUUUUUCUCCCAGCUCCUCCUGUGAACGCAUGGAAAUCAUUGUUACCCUGAAGGAAAGUGCAGAACAGAGGUGCUUGAAUCCAAAGUCCAAAUUUGCCCAGAAUUUCAUCAAGAAUGCACAGAAGAAAAACAGAAGCCCGGAGUGAAAUGUGUCUUGAAGCAGCAACUCUCAUUCGCAAAAUCAUUUCCCAAGUCCUCUAAGAGAAGAUACCGAUGUUGAAUCAUUCCAGCUUGUGUAUUGAUAAU
Molecule: messenger RNA, 428 nt
Organism: Megalops cyprinoides (Indo-Pacific tarpon)
Lineage: Eukaryota; Metazoa; Chordata; Actinopteri; Elopiformes; Megalopidae
Product: C-X-C motif chemokine 11-6-like
Exons: 4
Coding region: 41-328 (95 amino acids)
Biological process (GO): antimicrobial humoral immune response mediated by antimicrobial peptide; cellular response to lipopolysaccharide; chemokine-mediated signaling pathway
Cellular component (GO): extracellular region
Molecular function (GO): chemokine activity; CXCR chemokine receptor binding
Source: RefSeq, a predicted model, not a curated record